Molecule: messenger RNA, 6426 nt
Organism: Homarus americanus (American lobster)
Lineage: Eukaryota; Metazoa; Arthropoda; Malacostraca; Decapoda; Nephropidae
Exons: 40
Coding region: 1-6222 (2073 amino acids)
Cellular component (GO): cell surface
Molecular function (GO): heparin binding
Source: RefSeq, a predicted model, not a curated record
AUGUUAGUGUGGCCACUGGCUGUUCUGGUGGUGGCAGUGGGUACUUGGGCCAUGCCAGUGCAAGAUGCAGACUUCAGACCACCCCCAAUGCCUUUGUUAGCUGACCUGAUGGAGUCUGCUGGGGAUCAACCCUUGGAAUCUUUAGCCGACUUGGACACCUUUGUGGACACAGUGCGGAAGCUCGCACAUCUACAGAUCUCAAAGGCCUUUUCGGUGGAGACCCGAAGAGUCAAAAGAGCUCUGGAUAUAGAGUCCGUCAAUGUGACUGGUACACAUCCAUAUGACUUGGGGUUGAUGACGUACCUCAAGAGGGUGACAAGUUUUAAAGUGUUGAGAAGCAAGGGCAAGACCUACUGUAUUGUAGGUGGCUACAGAAAUGAGACGCAGGUAAUCGUGGAAAUGUCCUGGCCUGAGCACAAAAUACUACAAGUUGUAGAGUUUGAGCUUUCUUCUACAAGUUUUGAUAAAGUUGACAAGAUAACGGUUUAUAUGCAUAUGAGUUUUGUGUGGGUGGCCAUGGGUUCAUCAUCUGCACAUUUAGUGACAAUAGUGUGCAUGAACCCAGCGAAUGGUCAAGUGGCAGUUCCACAAAACAUCCCUGUCCAAUUGCUAGGUGGCCUCCACAUGUUCCAAGCUAGUGGAGAGUUAUUCCUCGUGGUCGGUGAAAACGACCGGGGAGCCUUGAGUGAAGUGGGGGUGGACUCUGCGCUCUACAUGUUGAUGGGUAAAUACUUUGACCGUGUGGAUGGUUUACGGCUGAGGACUAAAGGUGUGCAGGCCGUCACGGGAUUUGCCGAUGGUGGCAACCACUAUUUAGUCUUUGGUAUGAAAAGUGAUGAAGGGUCACAAGUGUACAAGUUUGACUCACUGAUGUAUUCCAUGGAGCUGAUCCAGCAGCUGCCAGACACUGAUGUCCUGCAGGUCCUUCACUAUGUGGACAGACACGACCGUAAACAUUACUUGAUUACUGUCAACAAUGGUGCAACACCCAAGAUCUAUUGGUGGACCAGAGAACAGCUGCAGGAGUGGCAGAUAUUGGAAUCCAGUCCCAUAGAUUAUGGCAGUUCAAUUGCUAUUCAUUUCCUGGACAACUUGGAAAACAUAAUCUUCUUGUCUCAUGGGUCGGAGAUCACAUUCUACACGGACAACAUGUCGGCUCAUUAUUUUCCGUCGUACACCUUAAAGACCUCCUGCAUCUCUAUUGGUAAUCUGUAUGGUUUGAGGAUGUUAAAGGACUACAUCAUUACUUACACAUGCCAGCAACCCUACACUGGUGAGGUUACUAUUGAAGGGAAGAUGUUGCUGUUCCAUGAAGUGAAAUUAGCUGAAUCUGAGGAGAGGGCAGACUCCCUUCUGAAGUGUCUUGAUGAAUUAGGAACUGCUCUGAACAACAGUAAGGGUGAUAUAGACUACAUAUCUGGCGUCCUUUCAUCUAGUGCCUUAAUGACGGUCGACGAUGAACAAGUAUGGAAAGGGCCGGUGAUCUUCUCAAAGGGGUUGACGGUGACUGGUACCACAAUAUUUGAAGAUUCGCUGAGGAUCGACGCUUCAGCAAAUACUACAAACAUGGAGUCUUUUACAGAAUUUAUUUCACUCUUCACAAGUUUACAGCUUUCUGUGAACUCGUUGGUAAAACAGUCGGAGGGAGUUGUGUACUUCACGGGUAACCAGGCACUGAGGGGGCCCAUCACUGUGUCAACCUUAAGAGUUAACAGGACAAACUUUGAUGUUCUUAAGAUCAGAAAUGUGAAUGGUGUUGCCAUGUUGGAUUUGAAAAAAGAGUUCCUCAUCACUGGGAUUGAUCAGGUCAUCAACACCAACGUGACAGCCAGUUCUAUAACAACAGAUGUAUUCACCACACGCAGUGUAUCUCCUUCAUCAACUAUUAAUGGUAUCUUAACGACAGAGUUUAUGCGUAAAAGUGUUAGUGAACAAGUGGUAACUGGUGACCACACGUACAGUACCGUGACGUGUGAUGGCAUUACUAAUACAAUAGGUGGCACCAAAUCGCUCCUCAUCAAUGGAAUUAAUUCAUCAACCAUCGUCACCAAGGGUUCCAGUGUAACAUUCUUAGAUGUGAAAAAUUUCAAAAAGUUAACCAUACAAGGACCAGUUAACACAGGACUAGUUAAUGGGGUGGAUGUUAGAGACCUGAACAGUAGGGUGAUUUACACAGACACAACAAAGCAACAGUUACUAGCAGACUCCUACACAAUGGCUCGUGUUAAAGUGAUUGGCAAUGUUGAUGUCCCCUCUAUUAAUGGUAUCAACUUGCGUGACUUGGACGCAUCUGUUGUCAAAAGAACGGGAGAUUUCACCCUGAAAGGUGCCGUAACAUACGAGAAAAGCCUUACUAUAACUGGAAAUCUUUGGACUACCUCUAUAAAUGGUGUGGAGUGGGACGACCUUGUGGAUUUCAACUCGAAGGACACUAUCAGUGGCAACUACUUCAUCGAUAAUGUGUAUGUGUCCGAUGCCAUCGAGUGUAACAACAUCAAUGGACUAGAUCUGAGUCAAGAUGUGGUGCUUGUGGAUACCACACAGACGAUUCAUGGACCUAUCACCUUCACUAAAGACGUGUUAGUGACUGGUGCAGGUGGUGUACUAAUGGGUGAUGGGGCCACUAUCAACAACAUUGACCCAUCAGAACUACAGACGAGUACAGUGAGCCAAGGUGUCUUGGUUGUGAAGGAUGCAGCAACAUUCAGUGUCCCUCUUAAGGGUUCUGGUGAUGUCGUGGCCAGCACUAUUAAUGGCUUGGUGCUGGAUGGUAUAACAGACCGCUACUGGAGACGUUCUGUGGACCAAGAUAUUAAUGUCCAGGUCCACAUCAACAAUGCAGUUUUCCUUAAUACUGUGAAAGGAUCAAGUAUUAAUGGUAACCAGAUGACUGACUAUCUCAACUUGGGUGGUUCACAACAAAUAUCUGGGUCAUAUAAUUUCCAGAACAUGGUAACAGUGCUGGGGAACCUGGUGUUGGGUCCUGGCAGCACUGUGAAUGGCAUUGAUGUGGUGGCACUGAAUAACACAGUAAUGACCUUACUUGGUGACCAAACCAUUGAAGGACCCAUGGACUGUGCGAGCCAAAUGACCAUCGCUGAGCUCAACCUUUAUGGCAGAUUGAAUGGCAUAGAUAUGAUGAGAGAUCUAAUGAGGCUUGACCAAAGCUUGGUGCAUACAGGACACUUGACAUUUACAUCUAAAACUACAGCAACAAAUGUGAUUAUAAAUGGUGACUUGACUGUGGAUUCUCUUAAUGGGUUUGAUGUGGGACUAGCGGCAGCAGAUAUGGUAAUGGUCGAUGAAGAUGCCACCAUCAGAGGACCAUUUGGCCUUCGGUUCAUCGGUGAUCUCAGCGUAACCACUCUUGAAGUGAGAGGCACUGUGGAUGGAGUAGACUUUGAAGACUUGAUGCAGCGAGCCCUCCUGAAGUCUUCACCAAGGAACCAACUCGUCAGAGGCCACAUCACAGUAAUGGGUGCUGUACACUUCAGACAGGCGCCUUCCCUAGUUGACGUUAACUCCAAGAAGUGGGAGAUCCACCUGGAUGAUGUUGUUUUAAAGGACUUUUCUGGGAAAAUAUCUGGAACAAAAACAUUCCUUAAACCAUUGAAUAUCCUUGGAAAUUUUGACCCUGCUACUAUCAAUGGUAUAAAAGUGGCAGACCUGACUACCAGAUACCUCACCAAAUCAAGUGAACAGAUCAUCCACAGUCACUAUACCUUCACCUCCAGUAUAACAUUCACCCACUUGUCGUCGCCAGUCAUUGAUGGUGUCAAUAUGAGUCAAGUACUGAUGACUGACCAGACAGGUUAUCUGGGUGGUACAGCCAUCUUCCUUCAAAACUUGACCUUCUUGGGAGAUGUUAUGUCUAAAGAGGACACUCUAGGUGAAUGUGAUCUGAAGAAGCUUGAUAAACUGGCAAUUCAGAAGGACAAAUAUGGGAAUAUUGAAAUUUAUUCACCAGUGCAGAUGAAAUACUUGACCAUAAUAGGCACUGUGAACUCAGCAGCUGCUGUACUGGCAGGAACAGCACAGAAGGUGGAUUUGGAGUACUUUCUCAACACACUCGUUCUCAAGUCACAGACGCAAGAUAUUAAUGGAGCUGUUGAAUUCCUUGGGGAUGUCAACAUAACUUCUCUAUAUGUGAACACAAUCAAUGGUGUAAACAUGGUGGACCUCUACAAAUAUGGUGUUAUGGACAAUGAAGACACUGUUAUUACAUGCAACUUGGAAUUCAGCAAACCACUAACUGUAAACAACAUGGUGGUAACCUCCUCUGUGUCAGGCCGAUCUGAUGGUGGGGUCUUGGUGAAUGAUGUAAAUAUCACACAUCUCGAGACACAGGCAGUUCGUACUGGUGGCCAAACGUACGUCAUUACAGGGAAAAAAACUUUCUCCAAAGGAUUUUCCACGUACAACCUCAUUGUCAACAAAACCCUGGGUGGUGUGGCAGUACAAGACCUGGUGACAUUCUCAGGUGUUGGAUCUUUAGCGCAGGAUGUCAUCUUUCAUGCUCCCAUCAUUGUUCGUGGAAACCUGCAGGUAUUGGGUUUGGUGGAUGGUGUGAAUCUCUCCCAGGUGUUCGCCUCGAGGGUGACGCUCCAUGGGAUGCAGACUGUGUACGGUAACUGUGAAUUUGACUCCAUCGUUGUGGAAGGAGACUUGGAAGUUGAGAAGAUCAAUGAUGUCUUGAUAUCGGACCUUGUUAUGAGGAAUGGCAAUUCACAGAUUAUCAAUGGACAGAAGACUAUUGAUGGAGGUCUUAUUAUCAUAGGAAACAUAAAUACUACUCUACUGAAUGGUAUAAAUAUUCCACAUCUGGACAGUAUUAUUGUGAGAAAAGACAGAAAUACUACAAUAACUCACCCAGUGGUAUUCAAAAAUUCAGUGAGAACAUUAUCAGGGGUGGAGGUUGAUGGCACCGUGGGCAGCAUCGACGUACUAAACCUCCGGCAGAAUGUGAUGAUGCUCGGCAAGGACACGGAGAGCCGCUACAGAGAGAUAAUGAUACUAAAGCAACAACUUAUUAAUAUAACUAGUGCAAAUUAUGCUGGAAUGAAGGGUAUGUUUUCAGUACUGGCUUAUUUGGAGAAGAAAAGCUUCCGUAAUCUUGACUACUAUGGUGGUGUGACCUUCAUUAGGAACUAUAACCUUGAACCUGACAACAAUUUCCUGAGCGUGAAAAACUGUGACAGAGAUUGUUUAUGUGGUGCCAAAACCAGAUUGUAUAGGGUCAGCACCACUGGCACCAUAGCUUCAGUGGCAAGUCUGGUAUCUCCUGGGUCACUUUUUAUAUUAAGCCACCCAUCUGCAAACCUUCAAGUAACCUUAAAUUUAACGUGUGCUGGUGGUGUGUCAACAAGUUUUACAUUUGAAGCAUUAAGAAAUGGGUAUUUGUAUCCACUACUGAGGACACGUAUGUCACUGGGAUUGAUAACAGAUGCAGGCCUGUUUGUGGACAGAGGUGCCACCUACAUUGUGACAGUAGCAAUGUUUGCAAAUGCGACAGACUCUGUGGUAAAGCCAAUUAUAAGUACACUAAAGUUUGAUGCUAGUACCUCCAGCCUGACGAGUGUGUGGGAGGAGAGGACCCAGAGGAGUGCUGCAAAGUUGGACCUAACUAUUAUAAACAAUAUAUGGUUCCUGUUGGUGGCUAAUCAGCUGGGAAUAGACAGUGUGGACAUGUAUACAACUGUCUCAAAACUGUACACUUGGAACAGUACCCAACAGAGAUUUAUUCCAAAAGGAGAGUAUGUUGCUGAUCAUGUAACUUCAGGGAUGUUUUUGAAGACAUAUCAACCGGUUGAGGAGAAUUUAUUCACAUUAACACAACUGAAGGCAGCGAAAUAUCCACUCUUUGAAGAAAAUCUUGAGUAUACGAAGAAAGUAUUGGUGUUCCGGAACAAUGAGAUGGACAGUUUUGUUGAGUUUGAGUCCUUGGAUACUGUAGGAGUUGUUGAUCAAGCUACCUUUACUGUGGGUGACAGCCUGUACCUGCUUCUGCUGUCAGAGGUGAAAGAAAAGCUGGAUGUCUAUGAAUAUUUUCCUCUGGAAGGCUUCAAACUGUGUCAGAAAGUGCCGAUUGAGAAACCCUAUGCAGUAGAGGUCAUGAAGUUACCAAGUGCAACCUUCGUUAUCAUUUCCAGCAGGUCACCACCAGGAUUUUGGAAGCUAAAAGUUAAAACCAAGGGUGUGGAUUCAAGUUUAUUACUACAGUGAUCUCUAAUGUAUUUACCAACUGUUAAGUUUAUUACUCUCAAAUGAGUCUGUUAUGUUUUAGAGCUUUUAUGAAUAUAUAAUUAAAUUUUAUACAUGAACCAGCACAGUGUUUAAAUGGUAGUUAGUUUCCAAGUACAGAGAAAGGUAUUAACCAUAGUCCAUUCUUAAUUCUUUUGCUAUGUAUUUGAGGAUGAAUGAAAUACA